Pyricularia grisea is the source of this 1260-nucleotide messenger RNA. RefSeq lists its product as uncharacterized. The transcript is spliced from 2 exons. Gene Ontology annotation, biological process: protein insertion into mitochondrial inner membrane. NCBI's taxonomy places the organism in Eukaryota, Fungi, Ascomycota, Sordariomycetes, Magnaporthales, Pyriculariaceae. The record is from RefSeq and is a predicted model, not a curated record. Bases 192 to 464 code for a protein of 90 amino acids. Gene Ontology annotation, cellular component: mitochondrial inner membrane.
AAAGAAAGUCUCUACUGAAUUAAAUUGCACAUGUAAAAUCCGGCCAUCCAGAAGGAAUCAACAUCAGUACCACAUUGAACGUCGCACAAUCAACUGCACUUACUAUCCGCAGGUGAACAAGCUUUUGGCACACCGCGUCAUCCAUCGAACGAAAGUUUCAACCCAAAAAAAACCAUACCCCGACAGACAAGAUGUUCGGAAUUGGACGCCCCCAGCCCAGCUCGGCCGAGAAGAUCGCCGCAGUCGAGGCAGAGAUGAAGCUCAUCACGGCGAUGGCUGCCCGCCUUAACCGCGCAUGCAUGCAAAAGUGCAUCCCGACCAACUACCUCGAGGGCGACCUCAACAAGGGCGAGAGCGUUUGCCUCGACCGCUGCGCCGCCAAGUUUACCGAUGUCCAGCUCAAGAUUUCGGAGAUUAUGCAAGCGGAGAACCAGAAGAGGCAGGGCGGUGCUGGUGGCUUUUAAUUAGGCCAUGAUAGUACUGAUACUGGCUGGAGGGAGAUAUGAUGCGGGAGGGAGGAUGGAACGAGUAAGAAAAAAAAAACAAGGAAUCAGUACUUUGCACUGCAAAAUCACCAUUUAAUAAUGUUGGGAUCACGGCUCUGACCGCGCAAACUAGUGUCGUCUGCUCUGUCGUCAGCUGGUGGCUCGCAGUCGUCGGUUGGUUAAAAGUUUGACAGAUGGGGAAGCGGCCGAGGUUUGCUGUGGCUAUACCCCGAGAAUUUCAGUGUACGAUAAGACUGUGAUUAUUCACAUCACGAGGACAGAUAGAUAGUCUGCCUCGUCUGUAAAGGGGAUAUGAUACCCCUUUUUGUACUAAGAUGAAAAUCCUACGCUCAUAUUCACUAUUCCAUAACCGUGAAAUACAUGUUCAUCCGCGACUCAUUCCAGGCGAGCUUGUAAUACCACAGCAGAAACAAAGCUGCAAAGAAUACUGCGAGUUAUUUGCUUUGCUUAAGGUAGGUACGUCAUGUAUUCAUAUAUACGGUACCGCACAACACAGUAGGUAGGUAAGGUAGGUGGUCUACCACUACUGUGUUCGGUCGACUCAGGAGACAUCAGCCACAUUUCUGCGGGCAUUUCGUUUGGGCGGUUAGUGGUAAUCCAAACAUUACAAAAAUAAGAGCGUUGAUCACAGUUCGUUCGUGGAUCUCGACAAUCAAGCCGAAUCGGGCUUGACUUGACACAACAGGGCAAACCUUAAUAAUACAGCGCAUUUUAACGGAUGUUUUGUUUUGGUGGAGCAGGGGGCAAGUGGGAU